Messenger RNA from Triplophysa rosa, 4380 nucleotides. It is a transcript of the gene osbp, whose product is annotated as oxysterol binding protein. The coding region runs from base 164 to 2581 and encodes 805 amino acids. Lineage: Eukaryota; Metazoa; Chordata; Actinopteri; Cypriniformes; Nemacheilidae. Gene Ontology annotation, molecular function: sterol binding. Gene Ontology annotation, cellular component: cytosol; membrane; intracellular membrane-bounded organelle. The record is from RefSeq and is a predicted model, not a curated record. The transcript has 19 exons.
UUUAUUGAUCAAAAGCAGGGCAUUCCCUUAGCUGUGAGGGGGCUGAAAUAAUGUGACUUUUAUGCGAGUUGUGCGCUCUCAUGUCACUGUGACUUCCUUCUUCAGAGAGGAUCAUUGAAAGAUCAGGCCCCCUUAAGACACUGUGAAGCCACGGGCUGUCGUGAUGUCGGAGCCCAAGGCACCCACCCCAGCCCCAGGAGACAUGUACAAAGGCUGGCUCUUCAAAUGGACUAAUUACAUCAAGGGAUACCAAAGGCGAUGGUUUGUCCUGAGCAAUGGUUUGCUGUCUUACUACAGGACCCAGGCGGAGAUGGGUCACACAUGCCGGGGCACCAUCAACCUGGCCACGGCCAACAUUGCGGUGGAGGACUCAUGCAACUUUGUAAUUUCUAAUGGUGGUGCGCAGACGUACCAUCUGAAAGCCAGCUCAGAGGUGGAGCGCCAGCGCUGGAUCACCGCACUAGAACUGGCCAAAGCCAAAGCUGUCCGCAUGCAGGCGGAAUCGGAUGACUCUGAAACCGAGGGCCUGACCACUUCACCAGCGUCAGGGCAGGGUGGAGGUUCACGCAACUCGGAAGUUCAGUCCACCCUCCGAACUCUGGGCAGCAAGGUGGAGGAUCUUAGCACUUGUAACGACCUCAUCGCCAAACACGGCUCUGCUCUUCAGCGGUCCUUGUCUGAGCUUGAAGGCAUUCGACUGGGAGGAGAAGCGAGUGAGAAGAUUCGGCAGGUGACGGAGAGAGCCACGCUCUUCCGCAUCACCUCCAACGCCAUGAUCAAUGCGUGCCGGGACUUCCUAGCAUUGGCUCAGGCUCACAGUAAGCGCUGGCAGAAAGCACUGCAGGCCGAGCGAGAGCAAAGAGUGAGAUUAGAAGAAACGCUGGAGCAGCUCGCCAAACAACACAACCAUCUUGAGAGAGCCUUCAGAGGAGCUACUGUACUGCCUCCUUCCCAGAGCAACCCUGCCAUUGACAGUAAAGGCUCGGUUCCAGUAAAGGGUGACGCCAGCGACGAGGAUGAGGAGAACGAGUUUUUCGACGCAUGCGAGGAUGUUCAAGAGUUCAUCACUGUACCAGCAGAUCCCAAAUAUCACAGGAGAUCCGGCAGUAACGUCAGCGGAAUCAGCAGCGAGCUGGGAAUGGAUGACGGAACCACAUCGCUGGAUGAGCAGUCCCUAGCAUCCAAUCCCGAGUCCCCGCAGUCCCAGGAGCUGGUGCCUAUGAAGAAGAGACGGUCCCGCAUCCCAGAUAAACCAAAUUACUCGCUCAAUCUGUGGAGCAUCAUGAAGAACUGUAUCGGAAAAGAGCUCUCCAAAAUCCCAAUGCCUGUGAACUUCAACGAGCCCCUGUCCAUGUUGCAGCGUCUCUCAGAAGAUCUCGAGUACUAUGAACUGCUGGAUCGGGCCGCCAAGUGCCAGAGCUCUCUGGAGCAGAUGUGCUACGUGGCAGCUUUCACCGUUUCCUCUUACUCCACUACAGUUCACCGUACGGGCAAACCCUUCAACCCUCUGCUGGGAGAGACCUUUGAGCUGGACCGCAUUCCAGAGUGCGGCUACAGGUCCCUCUGCGAGCAGGUGAGUCAUCAUCCUCCGGCUGCGGCCCAUCACGCAAUCUCCGAGCGAGGCUGGACACUGAGCCAGGAGAUUGCCCUGGCCAGCAAGUUCAGGGGCAAAUACCUCUCCAUUAUGCCUCUUGGUUCAAUUCAUUGUAUGUUUGAGAAGAGUAACAAUCACUACACCUGGAAGAAAGUCACAACCACAGUGCACAAUAUCAUUGUUGGGAAACUAUGGAUAGAUCAGUCAGGAGAAAUAGACGUUGUGAACCACAGAACGGGCGACCGGUGUCACCUCAAAUUCGCUCCGUAUAGCUACUUUUCCAGAGACGUAGCCAGAAAGGUCACAGGUGUGGUAACAGAUAAGGAUGACAAGGCACACUACGUUCUGUCUGGGACGUGGGAUGAGAAGAUGGAGUGCUCGCGUGUCAUGCAAAGCAGCAGAGGCGGGGAGAACGGUGCAGAGGGCCGACAAAAAACAGUCUAUCAGACGCUUAAAGCCAAAGAGCUGUGGAGGAAAAAUCCUUUGCCGGAGGGUGCAGAUAACAUGUACUACUUUUCUUCGCUGGCACUGACGCUGAACGAGUCGGAGGAUGGCGUGGCUCCCACGGACAGCAGAAGACGGCCGGACCAGCGCUUGAUGGAACAGGGUCGCUGGGAGGAGGCCAACGCUGAGAAACAGCGGCUAGAGGAGAAACAGCGCACCACUCGCAGAGAGAGGGAGAGAGAGGCCAGCCGAACCGCCAAUCCUUCAGAGGAGGCUCUCAUUGAGGAUUCAAUAUCUGACUCGCCUUUCAAAACUGAUGAAGUCGAGAUUGCCAGCGAGCCCUCUGAGACCACUUUCAAAACUGAAACACUGCACGGGUGUCACCCACCAGAGUACUCAAGUGUUCACCAGGACAGCUACAAGGCAAUGUGGUUCGAGCGGCAGGUGGAUCAGGCGACGGGGGAACCCACACACAUCUACAAAGGGGGAUACUGGGAAACCAAGGAGCAAGGCAACUGGGAAUGCUGCCCGGAUAUCUUCUAAUCUAAAUCACGCACACCACCCCUUCGCCAGGAAAGUGAACUAAACCCCCCCAGAUAACAAACACAAGCCCAGAUAAACUUGAACACGCUCUCCGCUUCUCCACCUGUGCUGCACUUAGUGGACAAUGAGGGACAACAUUUGGGAACGUGAUCCCACUUCUGUUUUCUCUUGUGUAUUCGCAGAAUAAUUAAGACAGAGGUUUUCUGGUUUUGUUGGUAGCGUUAGAAAAGUGUAUCCUAGCAUCACAUCCCUGUCCCAGACUCCUCCAAAAGCUCUGGACCUGUUCUCUUACAUCUAUGGGGGGCAUUUUCAAAAUGAAGGGAUUCUGAGGCGAGACUCUGAGUGAGUUCAGACAAGCGCCGUAGAGCUCUUACCUUUCAUUGCGUGUGCUUGUGCGAGAGAGAACUAGCGGUUUUCUUAGAUGAUGUUGUUCGCCUUGGUUUGUGGACUAAAAAAAUUGACAUUUAUUGACGUUCCUGUUUCAGACCUCUGUGUUGGUAUUUCACCUAUUAAAUAGAUGAAGGGUUUUCACAUCUGGAUAUUCCUCAGUUAUGUGCUUGAAAAGAGUCUGAAUAUCUUCCUGAUCUCUAACUAACACCCACUGAAAUCAUUCUAAACAACUAACAACUGCCCAGUGAGUAAUUGUGGUCUCCAGAUCUGUGUUUUGUGUUAUGCUGAUCUGAGACCUGGUGUUGAUGCUCACAUGAGGUUGUGUUAUCUAAAGGAACGUAGCCAGAGGAAAAUGAAGGAUGAUUAUUGGCUUUAUGAAUCUCCAGAAACCAUGUUGCUUUUCUUGAUUUUAGUUUGGGUGUUUAAAACAUAGUCACAUUGCACACAUCACCACAGGAACCACCUGUUUGUUGAUGUCAUCAUAAACUGUAUCCUCGCUUUUCAGAAAAGCAUCUUGGAUCUGCCCUGCUGGCCUUUCAACACUGGCAGUAAGAUAAAGAAACUAUGUCCACAAACUGAGGCGAACAAACGUGUGAGUGUUUGUAUGUAAGUGAGGUCAAGAGAGGACUUCAAAAUAUGUUUGUUUGUGUGUGUGUGUGCGUGUGCGUGUGCGUGCGUGCGUGUGCGCGUGCGUGCGUGUACAGUAUGUGUGUUAAUGAGUGAUGUAUUUGAGGUUUAUUGUAUAUUCCAGUGAAACGAAAAGAAAAAUCACAUUUUAUUUUCAAGUGUACUUAAACACACGCGUGGAAAAAAACAAUACAGCAAUGCAAAAUCAUUGCAGAUGUUUUUGUGUGUAUAUAUAUAUAUAUAUAUAUCAAAUAAUGAAGUAAAAAUAUUCAUACUAUUAAUAAUAAUUCUUCUUAUGCUGACACUGACAGCUAGAGUUAUAAUGAUGGUAAUUGAUGUAGUUUUGAGGGUUGAACACAAUUAUUUAGACUUUUUAAUUUUUUUCAUGGUGUCUGUUUGAUGUGAAGAAACUAGGAAGCGUUCACUUUUCUCCCCAUAUCAAAAAUAAUCUGUCCUGGCUCUGACUAAUGGAAAUUUUAUAAAUAUGUAUAUCUAUCCCUUCAUUCCAUGAAUUCACACUCUUACUCUUGGAUACCAUAAUUUCAUAAUAUAUUUUUUUUCUUUUGAGAAACUGUAAAACAUUUUCUUUCCCACGUGACCGUAAUUCCACAAGUUUUCCUUAUUGCGUCUAGUUUUCUUUGUCCUUUUCCAUCGUUUGUGUCUCUCUCUUGGCCUCUGAUCAUUGUGUAUUGGCACAGAAUUGCUCUGGACUGUCGUCCUGGUGCAGACUGAUGAUGUAAUAAAAGCUGGUUUGGAAAAGGAAAAUAAUCAAACACACAACA